AUGCACAAAUCAUAAAGAAUGCCAUAAUGGUGCUGUUUGCGAAGAAAGAGAAGGGGUUGACAAAUAUUGUUCUUGUGAGUAUGGAACGAGCGGAGAUUUCUGUGACAUCAUCCAAGAGUGUGUCGACAAUCCUAACCUGUGCGGUGAUGCGGGAUGCGGAUACAAUACUCGACUUCGACGUGCAUUCUGUUAUUGCGACGACAUCAACCAAAGGUUCGACUGGUCAUCGAAAAGCUGCGUUAAUCGAACUGAAUGCAAUAAUAACGAAGAGUGCAGCACCAUUCAUGGCGCAUGCGCUGAUCGUUGCCAAUCAUGGGAACAAUGUAAUUACACAGACACUGAAGACAAACGGACUUGCCACUGUGUAGAAGGGACCAGUGGUCAAAAUUGUGAAGUUAUCGACGACUGUUUCAACAAAAUUGUUGAUUGUGGAACAGGAGAUAACGUAGUCUGCAAAUAUUUCUACAACAUUGGAGUUGGAGGACAUGCGUAUUGCGAAUGUACAAAAAGUGGCCAAAAGUUCGAUGAAAUCAGUAAAAGUUGCAAAGGUAAAUCAAACAGAUUUAAUAAAGAUA
Parasteatoda tepidariorum (common house spider) is the source of this 575-nucleotide messenger RNA. The record is from RefSeq and is a predicted model, not a curated record. Lineage: Eukaryota; Metazoa; Arthropoda; Arachnida; Araneae; Theridiidae.